AUGCAUCAUUUGUAUCCGCUGGCCAAGGGCGACCCUAUGUGCCCGCUGGGGUUCCACCCGCAGGUACGGUGGCCGACACGCUGUAAGCGCUGUUUCCGCGACUACAAGGAGCAUGGUGGCGGGCGUAAACGGGAAGAAGACUUUGCCGCUUCGACACCCAGCCUCUCUACUUGGAGUUCGCCAGCCUCACGGAGCCGCGAGGAAGAUGGUGCGGGUGGUGAUGAUAAGGCGAAUCGCGGCUGGGCUUCCAUUACAAACCUUAGUUCAAUUGAAACGCCUAAGAAAGACACAUCCUCUUCAGGGUUGAACAAAACCAAUUCAUCAUGGACGUCGACGCCGGACCUGGCAAACGAUGACUGCACAACUGCGGUCACCGUGAGCCUUAAAUUACCCAAACGACGGUCCACGGGUCCACUACCCUCCUUGGAUACUGGUCAGAAUAUUACAGACACUGUGUCAAUACGUCGACCAUCGCCGUCCCCGCCGCCGCCAGCCAUCGCCACGAUUACAAUCAACAAGAAUGACUCACUAGCAGAACGUUUUCGAAAGAUGCAACUAAUAAAAAGUCAGAAUAGUUUUGAAAAGGAGUCUAGUAUAGAAAAGGAAAGAGAAAAGAGAAGUACUUCUAGAAGUAAAGAAGAAGGAGAAAAACCAGUUAAACUAAAAGAUGAACGAUCGUCUACCAAAGACGAUGUAAAUUUUUUAAUCCAGGUAAAAAAUUCUCGUAAUCUAUCCGCUACCGCAAAGCCUCCUAUAAAAGGGGGACCGUCACGAGAUAAAGAUGAAACAUCUGACGAUGAUGCAAGCACUGCAGGCACAGUAACAACGGAUACCACGCUCGUUGAUGCUAAUAUUAAAGAAUAUCAGGACCAAAUAGAGAGUCUAAAACAAGAAGUGGAUACGCUUAAAAAGAGAUGCGAACGAGUGGAAAAAGAAAAAAGUGAUAUUCUGCUUCGAAGGCUGGCAAAUAUUGACACGGCAAAUAAAUACACUACGGGACGAUCUUCUGAAGUUUUGAAGUUACAACAAAAAGUUAACGAGCUUACAACACAAAAUGAAGACUUAAGAGACGAGAAGAAACAUCUAACACUUAGAGUAAAAGAGAUGGAAGCAGAACUUGAGUCACGGCCAUCAGUGGAAGCUCAAGCAAAACAAAUCGAGCAGUUAAGAGCAAAGCUCUUGGCGGCGGAAACAUUAUGCGAAGAGCUCAUGGAUGAAAAUGAGGAUAUGAAAAAGGAGUUGAGAGAUCUUGAAGAGGAAAUAGAAGAAAUGCAAGAUAAUUUUAGAGAGGAUCAAGCAGAUGAAUAUUCUUCCUUGAGAAGAGAAUUAGAACAAACAAUAAAGAAUUGUAGAGUUUUAUCUUUUAAAUUAAAGAAGACUGAAAGAAAAGCUGAACAGCUUGAAAUUGAAAAGGCUGAACAAGAAAAGAAACUGCUGGAGUUAGUUGGUGGUCAAGAAGGUAUGCAGCGCGAAAACCGAAUUAAGGAAUUGGAACAGGAAGUGGCUCGCUCAACAGAGGUGUCGCUGCGAUUACAACGUGACCUGGCGGAAGCCAAUGCAAAACUUGCGGCCGUAUCUGGUGCUCCUCCAGCUAAUUUAAAGAAACACACACCACCCGUUGACGGUCAAAAGGUUUCACGGUCGUCAUUAACUCGAGGUGGUAGCCAGGAGGACCCAGCUCAGUUACUUCGAGAUCUGCAAGACUCAUUGGAGCGCGAGGCUGAUUUGCGAGAACAAUUGCGCAACGCUGAAGAAGAGGCCAGCCGAUAUCGGCAUCGCUUCGGAAGCAGAAGAAUGCCAACUUCACCAAAACUUUCAUCAUCAAUGCCUCUAAAAUUAACUCCAGAAAGCUCCAUUAAUGUGCAUGAGGAUAGAUCUAGACAACAAAUAAUUAAAACACAGAUGGCUCUUGAAAAAAGCUUAUCUUCUUUAGAUAUUAGCAAACUGACCAUAGGUGUAAAUGAGAUUGUGCAAUCUCCACAAGAUCUUAUUCAGUUCUACUCUCAGGGCUGCCAAACUAAUCACAUAUUAUUAUUAGAUGUUGCUACGGAAAUGCAGAAGAUCACUUUAGAUUCGAAUAUACAAUGUAAUAUAAGCGUUUUGGAAAUGUAUUCCCAAACUGAAAUCCCAUAUACGAAAAACAAAAAUUUACAAACCGAUAAUUUGCAAAAAAGUUGCCUUAUUCAAACCGAUAAGACAAAAGAAAGAAGUAAUGCUACGCAGACUAUCAAUCAAGUAAAAAACGACAUUUUCACGCAAACCUCACAAAAAUUAAUAAAAUUUGAGCAUUCUAGUACUGAUACGAAAAACUUAUUUGUGUGCGAUAAAAGUACUCUAACUCAAGCGUCCAAAUCAAAUGUAGAGCUUUUAGAAAACACUGAGAGUGACAAAAUCUCUAUUGAAAAUGCAAAUAACUUGCGUAAAACUGCAUCAAGGGUUGAGGACGACAAUGAGUCCUUACUUCUACAGCUGAAGAAAAUGGCUACCAAAGCCAGAAGUCGUAAACUUUCACCAACGCCUCCGAAUAACAGACUUGCCAUUGAAGCGCCUAACGAAAAAGAUGAAGGAAUAUCAGACGAAGAAGACCCUGCGGAAUUACGACUCUUGCUUGAACUUAAUGAACAGGAAUCAGCAGUCUUGCGGCGUAAAGUUGAGGAGUUAGAACAGGAUAGAGAUUCGUUAAAGAAACAAGUUAAGGAGCUAACGGAUAAAAUUUCAAAUACUAAUACUAAGCAAAAUACUACUUCAAGCACAGGUUUUCGACGAAAUACUGGGAAAACUAACAAUUUAGCCGAAGAAAAAGUUAAAGUUUUAGAAGAUGAGAUAGCGGAACUCAGAAAAAAAUUAAUCGAAAAAGAAAGAGACUGUGAAAGGCUACACGCAGAACUAAGUCAAGCCCAAAAAAAACCAAAAGCAUCACUUAUAAAAAGCAAGUCACUUGAUGCAGCAAGUGAUUUACAAAAUGUGGAUUUAAGAAGACAACUACAAGUAAUAGAACAGGAAGCAAAUGUUUUAAGAGCUAAAACGCAAAGCCUGGAAGUAGAUAAUGAAAAACUACAAGCAGAAAAUAAAAGAUUACAGCUCUUGAAAAACGCUAAAAAUUUAAAGUCUGAUAAAAACUUAGAACAAUCUUCUAUUAAGGCAAGCCAGUUAGAAAAUGAAUUAAAGGAAGCGUUGGCAAAAAUCAAGGAUUUAGAAAGUACAAAAGACAAAGACGACAAAUUUGAAAAGAAAGUAAGAUUUGGGAGCGAUGUGAACAAAAAAGAGACUGAAAGCUUAAAACUAAAACAAGAAGAACUAGAUAAAUUAAAACUCAACUAUAGUAAGUUAGAAAAAGAAAAGACGAAACUUCAAAUUACUCUAAAAGAAUUAAAAGAAGAUGCGAGUAAAAUGUUCAAACCAAGGAAUCCAAAAAAGCCAACGGAGCAAACUACUAAACUGCAAAUGAAAAAAAUGGUGGAAGAGUUAGAAAGCGAAAUUGGAGAAAUGUAUGUUAUAAUGAAGAAUGCUGGCCUCUCAGCUGUAGAUAUUAAUGCCAAAAUACAAAUUGAAAAGGAUAUAGAAGAACUAAAAUCAAAAUUAUCAAGAAAUGAAAAUGAAUUCAAAAAUGAAAAAAAUCGUUUACAAACAGAAAUCGCAAAGUUAAAGGAUAUAAAUUCAAAAUUAGAAGCGGACAAAACUUCAUAUCUGGAAAAAUGUAAGAAAUUAGAAGUUGAAAUCAAUACAGGUAUAUCAGAAUCCAAAAUGCUAAAAGAAGAAAAGAAAAAUUUAGAAACUAAAAUAUCUAAGCUAAAUGCGGAUCUCGAAAAGAGUUCAACGCAACUAACUGCAAUGUCUGACUGUAAGAAAAAAAUAGAAGAACUAAAGAAAGACAUGGACGAUAAAGAUAAGGAAAUUGAAAAGUUAAAAAAGCAAGUAGAAAACGUAAAUAAAUUGGAAAAUGAUAAAAAUAAAUUAUUGAAAGAGGUCGGUGAUAAAACAAAAAAGAUUACUGAUUUAGAAAAGAAACUCAAAGAUACAGAAGAAAAGUGCAAACGAAAUGAAAAGUUGCUGUCUGUCCAAAAAGAUCGUGUUGCAAAAUUACAAAAAGAGGAAGAAGCUUUAAGAGAAACAUCUAAUAAAAAAUAUGACGAUGCAGUUUUCUCUGCAGAAUUGUCACAAAUGAGGGAAAAAUAUGAAACAAUAAAUAAAGAACUUCAAGAGAAAGAAGAAGAUUUAGUAAGGGCUAAUCAGAAGAUAAGUGAUAUGGAAAAGGAAAUUUCUAAUUUACAUACAGAGACAAUACGACUUAAGUCAGAGAUAUCUAAAUUUGAAAGUGACCGUAAAGAAUUUGAAAAUAAACUUCAAACAGAAAAGAAGGAAUCUAAUUAUUGGGAAAAGAAAACAUCUGAACUCGAAAAUGAUUUACAGGCCGAGCGGAAAAAAAUUGAUCGAAUAAGAACUAAUCAUGAUAAAGAUAUUAAAAACAAAGAAGCGGAAUUGGCAACUCUUAAAGGCAAAUUGAAAGUAUUAGAACAAACUUCUGGAGCCGGAGCUAAAAGAAUAGCUGAUCUCAAGCAAGAACACGAGGAAAGCGUUAAAAAAUUGGAACAUUCAUUGGCUGUGGAGAAGGCGGAGUACGAAGAGUUGACUAGUAAAUAUGAAUUACUGGAAGAAGAACACGUUGUAACUAAAGCUAGACUCACGGUGGAAAAGGAACAAGCACAAGGUGAACUACUGCACGUAAGAAAAGAGUUAAAUACAACACUGGCUGAACUGAAGUCAUUACAAGAAAAAUUGGAUUCACAAUCUUCGAUUUGGAGUAAAGAAAAAUCGGAAUUACAGAAUGAAAUAUCAUCGCUGCAAGAACGAUUGUGUGGUGGUGGAUGGGAAGUGGAACGGGCGCGGCUGAACGCCCGUCUGGAACAGCGCGAGCGCGAGCUCCGAGAUGCACAUGACCAGCAUGAUGUGCUCUCGCAUCAUCACGACCUCACAAAGAAAGAGUUGGAGGAAGCACGUAAGAAACUUGAAGAUUACGAAAAAGUGAGCAAAGUACAUAGGAACUUGUCGGCAGACAACGUAGAAUUAGAACGUGAAUUGGCGGCAAUGAAUACUAGACUCGAGCAGGCAGACAAAGCGAGGAAAUCAGAACUCGCAGAUACUAAAAUGAGAUACGAGGGACAAUUGAAUACAAUGCGUGAGGAACUGAAGUCAUUACACAAUCAGGUAUCUCGGUUCAGAAGAGAACGCGAUAACUACAAACAAAUGUUAGAAGCGGCUCAAAAAACAAUGGAAGAAUUAAAAACAAGUGAUAAAAGAACGCAAAGGGCGUCUAUAUCAAGUACCGACGAGGAAGAGUACAAAAAUAAAGUAGCUGUUUUAGAACAACAAAUGGCUUGUCUUGAAGAUGAACUAUGCGAGGCCCGAUUGCUAUCAUCAAAGCUCAACACCGAACUUGUUAGUGAGCGAUCACAAGCAGAGGUUCGUCUAGCAGAAAUGCAAUCCAGGCUCAACGAAUACGAGGAAGAAAGGCUAAUGUCGUCAGGAAGGGCGCGCGUAGCUGGGUUGGCGACGAGGAUGGAGCUGGCGUGGCACAAGGAGCGCGACGAACAGCAACGUCUGCUGCAAGAGACUUCUACGCUCGCCCGCGAUUUGCGGCCAGACACUGUUCGAGGUUGA
This is a messenger RNA of Parnassius apollo (apollo), 5658 nucleotides long. The record is from the annotation of a GenBank genome assembly. Lineage: Eukaryota; Metazoa; Arthropoda; Insecta; Lepidoptera; Papilionidae.